Molecule: messenger RNA, 1232 nt
Organism: Closterium sp. NIES-67
Lineage: Eukaryota; Viridiplantae; Streptophyta; Zygnematophyceae; Desmidiales; Closteriaceae
Source: the annotation of a GenBank genome assembly
CAAAAAGGCUAUUCACUGAUUCAGUCUUAUCGUUCUCAUCUUGUUCCAGAUUUACUGAGCAUCUCCUCCAGAGUUACUAGAACAAGACUGGUAGUUUCUGCCUAGAACCGUGCCAAGGCUUGAUCGUUCCAUCUCCUAACGAUGGCCAGGAGUCACACUUACGCUGUUAUAUCCCUAGCCUUAGCCGCUCUGUGCUUGGUGGCUUUGGCUUCUGCUGCCGGCACACCGACAACUCCGGCGCCUGCGACGAAGACAACGCCUGCUCCUGCCGGCAAGACGCCUGCUCCUGCCGGCAAAACUCCAGCGAGGAAGCCGCGAAAGCACACGCCAUCGAAGAUCAACCAGGGCGUGUUCAACAAGUGGGAUGGCGGCUACAUCGCCACGAUCUCUCCCUCCGAAGGCGGUCUGGCGCAAGGCGCGUGCGGUUACGGCACCACGGUGAACACUCCAAUCGGAUACGCUACUAGCGCGGUUUCUUCUGUUCUGUACGAAGACGGCCAGACGUGCGGCGCGUGCGUGGCCAUCCAGUGCGUGAAGAACAAGAAAUGCAACGGGAAAUUGACCACCGUUACAGUCACGAACCACUGCAAGGGGAACCGCACCCACGGCGGCCUGUGCAUGCUCCCGAAGAAAUCCAUCAUGCUGCCACCCACCGUCUACGAUCAGAUCGUCACCUCCCGCGACGCUGGCGACAUCAGCGUGCGAGCGAUGCGCGUUCCGUGCCCUCGCAAAGGCGGGAUUCAAGUGAAGGUGCUUAUGGGGAACGACUGGUUUAUCAACCUGCUCCCGCUGAACGUCGCGGGACCGGGAACUAUUUCCAAGGCAGAAGCGCAGUUGAUAGGCAGCGGAGGAUUCAAGCCCCUUACCAGGAACUUCGGAACCACGUGGUCGCUGAACGGGAUUAAGGUUGGCGGGAAAGCGCUGACGCUGCGCCUGACGUCCAACUUCAACGGGAAGGUGGUUGUGUUGAAGAAUGUGAUUCCCGCUUCGUGGCAGGUCAACCAGACGUACGGCGGCGAAGAUAACUUCCCUGACAGCUAAGCCAUCCCAGUGCUUAUAAGCACUUAGUAGCAUUUAGUAUAGUUCGUGGUAGCAUUGUGAAGAACGGUAGUGCUUAUUAGCUCUCGGCCUACUCACAUUCUAGCUGAUCAUGCCUUUCAGUCCGCCAGAGUGGGUAUUCUCGUAACGGCUGUCCAAACUCAUAUGUUGGUGAAUAUAGCACCUCAAAUGGU